AUGCCCCCUCACCGACGCCACCACCACCCCAUUUUCCAAUCAGCGAAUGACUACCAUGCGAACACUGAGUCUCCACCGCUCUUCUUCUCCUUCUUCUUCUUCAGUCGCUGCCACGAGACGUUGCAUCCACCACCCGCUACUUCUCAAGUCGGAGUCGCCCAACCACCAAUGGAAGUCAGGCAUAACCAAAUCGUGAAGGUGCCGCCGCCACCUCCCUCGUUCCUGUUGCGUCGUCACAGGCCCACUUCCGCCGUUACCCUCUUUUGUGACGCCUUCGAGCUUUAUCCAUCGCUGUCAUUGAUGAUUGUAGGUGCUGUCGUCGCUGCCAGUCGUCAUACGCCACCAUGUGGGUGGCUAGGAGGUUUGUGUCACCGAAAAGCAAGUACACCACCAUGGCAGCCAAUCAUGGUGGUUGCUGCCGGUUAUAGCUUUUCUGUCGCCGUGUGUCGCCACCAACCACCACUAAGCAAAAGAAUAAUGAAAGAAACUCAAAACCACCACCACCGUGAGGUGGUGGCUGCCGCCAUUGGCCACCGUGUCGGGUGGCGGGACAACCAAAUACGAGACAUCAUCAGGCAAAGUGCAACAAAGAUGGUUAACCCUCACUUUGAUGAUACAAUUAAGGUGAUUGGAGUGGAUGCAGAUGGUAAAAAAUAUGACAAAGUUUCACGUAUUGAAGCACGAGGGGAGGAAACUGACAUACACAUUGUGUUGGAUGUGAAUUCGCAAUUGUACCCUAUGCAUGCCGGAGAGAAAUAUCGGAUGGUUUUGUCACAAACUUUAAAUGAAGAUGGCUCAGCUGUUACCACUCAUACUCAAGGAAGCAAGAAAUCACUUGCUGACAGAUUUGAGUAUGUGAUGCAUGGGUUGUUAUACAAGAUCUCAGAUGAUAAGAACCAAAAUGGUGAUGCUGAAGUGGCUGUGUACAUAUCAUUUGGAGGGCUUCAACUGAUGAUGAAGGGGGCUCCUGUGAAGAUGGGUAAAUUUAAGGUGGAUCAAAGGCUGUUUCUUCUUUUGCUCAAGGAGUAAAUGUCAAUUGUUGGCUUGUUCUUGUAGAUGAAAAUGUUAGUUGUCAUCUUGUUUUAUGUAUCGUGGCCUUUGUUCAGACUUGAUGCGUAUGUCUUAAAAAUGGAAUUACGUGUAAAACUCAUUUAACAACUAAAAGCCACCGGAAUUUGUCAUCUUUGCAGUUUAACCACCUAGAGAUUUUUUUUUUAUGUAUUUUUUUUUUGUUUUGAUUUAU
This is a messenger RNA of Lactuca saligna, 1243 nucleotides long. The record is from the annotation of a GenBank genome assembly. Lineage: Eukaryota; Viridiplantae; Streptophyta; Magnoliopsida; Asterales; Asteraceae.